Brugia malayi is the source of this 1275-nucleotide messenger RNA. RefSeq names its product putative 50.0 kDa protein K07E8.7 in chromosome IV, putative. The coding region runs from base 1 to 1275 and encodes 424 amino acids. The transcript is spliced from 10 exons. Gene Ontology annotation, molecular function: pseudouridine synthase activity; RNA binding. Gene Ontology annotation, biological process: pseudouridine synthesis. NCBI's taxonomy places the organism in Eukaryota, Metazoa, Nematoda, Chromadorea, Rhabditida, Onchocercidae. The record is from RefSeq and is a predicted model, not a curated record.
AUGGCAAAAAAUUUUCCUGACUCGAAAAAACGUAAACACAGCAGGAUAGAUACGCUGGUUCAAAUGCCAGAAAACGUCAGUUUUCACAUUAAAAAUGGUAUUCGAUACUUGAAGCCAUACUGGAGUGUUUAUCGUACGUGGGCUAAAGGACGAUGGGUUGGACGUCGUUUGGUCGAUAUUUUUGCCGAAGAAUUUGUAUCAUUAAACCGGCAUUAUCCUGCAGCGGCGUGUAAAUUAGGUCGUAUUUGGGUAAAUUGUAAUCAGAUGACAAAUGUUAAUUACAUCGUGCAACAGAAUGAUUCGAUUGAACAUAUAGGACAUCGUCACGAGCAUCCCAUUUUGGAUCAUUACAUCAAAGUGAUCGAUAACGACAACGAUAUGUUGGUGGUGGAUAAGCCACCAAGUAUGCCGGUACAUCCAUGUGGCAGAUAUUCUGUACAUACAGUUUUGGGUAUGUUGCGGGAGCAACGAGGUCUUCGUGGUCUUAGAGUUGUGCACAGGUUGGAUCGUACAACAUCCGGUGUGUUAUUGUUUGCUAGAAAUGCUGAAACAGACACUAAACUAAAAAAGAUGUUACGUGUUGGUGAAAUAUGGCACAAGGAAUACAUCUGUAAAGUGGAAGGUGUCUUCCCAGGAGAUAAAGAGAUUGUUUGUGAUCGUCCCAUUGGACCACUUGUUGUUUCGAUGGGUAUCCAAUGCAUUCGUGAUGAUGGAAAAUCUGCUCGAAGCCGUUUCUGGCGUUUAUGGACAGAUGGUCAAACAUCAAUCGUUCGUUGUAUGCUAGAAACUGGUCGUACUCAUCAAAUCCGUGUUCACUUACAAUAUUUGGGUUAUCCAAUAGUGGAUGAUUACAUUUACAAUACUACUGCUUGGGGUGAAAAGAAAGGCAAGGAUGGAAAUUAUGGAAAGUCAUUAGAGCAGCUUCGAAAAGAUGUUCUGGAAGAGCAUAAAGCAUCUAACUGGCAUGAACGAGUAAAUUCUGAAUACGAGAUUAGAGUAAAAAGAAUUGCUGAAGGAAAGGUACAACCUGAGCCAGAAGGGCUAGAUACAGAAGCACGCCAAGAAUAUGACCCGAUAUGUAUGAAUUGCAACAUGAAAAAGAAAGACAUCACACCUGAACAUAUGAUGUUACACUUGCACUGUCUCAAAUAUCAGACCAGUGAGUGGAGUUAUUCUAGUGAGAUGCCAAGUUGGGCCAUUCAGCCAAAUGACAUUCGACACUCAGGGGACACUGUAGAAGAUCUCCCGCAAAAUAAGCACACGGUUCACAGUUAA